AUGUCGGAAGCUACUGCAAAUGCUAUUGCACCACAAGGCGAGGAAACUCCACCUGUUGAAUCAUCAACGACGGUAUCAUCUGCAGAGAAUGAUCAAAAAGUCGUUAAAAAUGUUAGUCCCGAACCAGAACCAAAUUCAGAACCAAAUUCAGAACCAGAAUCGGAAUCAGAAUUACCACAAUCGAGCAAAGAUUCUACAAAAUCAAGCGAGGAAAAUGCCGCCGUUCCACCAGCUUCUGCUAUAGACGGUGGACGUGAAACAUCAAAUAGAAUUUUAUAUGUCGGCAAUUUGCCGAAAUUGGCGUCGGAAGAGCAAAUCAGCGAACUUUUCUCGAUAUCUAAUCCUAUCAAGUCUAUUAAACUAUUAAAUGACAAGAACAAACUCGGGUACAACUAUGCCUUUAUUGAAUAUGACGAUGUUCAAGAUGCAGAGGUGGCAUUAAAUACAUUAAAUGGGAAACUAGUACACAACUCUGAAAUCAGAGUGAACUGGGCUUACCAAUCGGCUGCAAUCACUGGCAGCAGCACUGCUGAGGAGCCCACAUUUAAUAUAUUUGUUGGUGAUUUGAGCUCGGAAGUAAAUGACGAGGCAUUGAAAAAGGCGUUUAGCAAAUUUGGCUCUAUGAAGCAGGCACACGUUAUGUGGGAUAUGCAGACUUCUAGGUCUCGAGGAUACGGGUUUGUCACAUUCACGAACCAGGAAGACGCUGAGUCGGCGCUUCGAUCGAUGAAUGGAGAGCGGAUUGGCGGCAGAGCCAUAAGGUGUAAUUGGGCAUCCCACAAGCAAGCCCAUAAUUCUAAUCACACAACAAAUCAGUUUGGUCAGCAACAAUAUGGGAAUAAUAAUAGUAAUAACAAUAAUCAUAAUAGUAAUAACAAUAAUCCUAACAGUAAUAACGGGUACAGGAAUCAAAAUGGGCACAGUAACUAUCGUCAAUAUAGGCCAUAUAUGAACAAUAAUAACAACAAUAAUAACAAUAACAAUAUUUACCCACAGGAUACUACUACCAUCACCACCACCACCACUAAUAAUAAUAAUAAUAAUAAUAAUAAUAAUAAUAAUAAUAAUAAUAACAACAAUAAUAAUAAUAGUAACCGAAAUUACAGCAACAACAAUCACUUUGCAAACCAGGUCAUUAGUAAUAAUCAGUAUCCUCCUCAGCCAAGUAGUCAGCAACCAAACACGGGACUAAGCGGUGUAAUGCUCCACAAUUUUGGUUCAAAUAGUAGUCUCACACAAGUUGCACCUCCGGCUCAAUUGAGUCCCGCUACUAAUGGAUCACAACUAGGCAACGGUAUAACUCUGAUGUCGCCGCAAUCAUACGAUAUCGUAUUGAGACAGACCCCAUCCUGGCAAACAACUGUAUACUUGGGCAACAUAGCCCAUUUCACUCAGCAACAAGAUAUAAUCCCAUUGCUACAAAAUUUCGGAUUCAUUGUUGAUUUCAAAUUCCACCCGGAAAAAGGUUGUGCUUUUGUUAAAUACGACUCACACGAGAGAGCCGCGUUGGCUAUAUUACAAUUGGCGGGGUUCAAUUGGAAUGGAAGACCGUUAAAGUGUGGCUGGGGUAAAGCACCACCUUAUCCGAAAACCAGAGGAAUUCUCCAACUGAAUCCUGUUUAUAGACAAGGCCGUCCUUGA
Molecule: messenger RNA, 1641 nt
Organism: Lodderomyces oxycetoniae
Lineage: Eukaryota; Fungi; Ascomycota; Pichiomycetes; Serinales; Debaryomycetaceae
Exons: 1
Coding region: 1-1641 (546 amino acids)
Molecular function (GO): mRNA binding
Source: RefSeq, a predicted model, not a curated record